AUGAUAUUUCUAAUACUUUUGCUAUUACAAUUAAUUAAUAUUAAUCAAGCUAUUGCAAAUCAAAAGAAUAAAAAUAAUAUAAUAUUUAUAAACAAAACUCAAUUAACUCAGUUACCUAGAAAUUCUUCGUCAAUUGUUUUAUUCACUUAUGAAUCUUCUUCAAAAAAACGAACUACCGAUACCACUGCAUUAGAAGAUGAAUUCAAAAUCAUAUCUUCGGCAUGGACAACCAAUUAUAACAUUUCAAUAACCCCCAUUGCUUUCAUUCAAAUAAAUAUUGUAGAUUCUGAAACUGAGCUUCCAUUUAAAAUCCCAAAUAUUGUGAUAUUCCCUACUAAUAUUAUUGAUGUAAAUCAUACUAUAGAUAUUCAAAAACACUUUAAAACUGAAGAAGAUAGAAUUCAUGACAUAGUGGAUCAAAUAUCAAGAAUUUUAGAAGUUCCAGCUUUUCAAAUAAAAAUGCCCACAGACUAUGUAAUUAUAUUUUUAAGAAUAAUAUUAGCGUUAAAUGUUUCAUUUCUUAUAUACCGUCAUCAUAAACUUGCUGUUAAUGCGGUUCAAAGUAAAUUCGUAUGGGCAUUUUGUUCUUUAACUUUCAUUAUCUUAAUGAUUAGUGGACAUAUGUAUAAAUCUGUGAAUAAAUUAGGAGUAUUUGGUUAUGAUGAAAAUGGAAUGAGACUAAUUUUACUACGGAAUAAGCUCCAAAAACAAUACGGAAUUGAAACUUAUUAUAUUUUUAUCAUUCAUAGCAUUUUACUUGGGCUUGUAGUAUUAUUAACAAACAUUAUUCCAUUGAUUAAGCCCAUGUACCAAAAUUACAAAAACCCCGACAAAGGCAUUUCAAUGUCUGCAAUAAUCUCUAUAACAUGUAGUAUAUUAAUUAUACUAGUUUUUUCAGUAUUCAGAGAACUGUUUCAGUUAAAGUAUGAGCUGAAUAGAUCUUUAUUUAAUCUUCAAAAGUCAGAUUUGAACAAAUCAGCUAUUUAA
Henningerozyma blattae CBS 6284 is the source of this 987-nucleotide messenger RNA. Its product is annotated as OST3/OST6 family protein. The record is from RefSeq and is a predicted model, not a curated record. Gene Ontology annotation, cellular component: oligosaccharyltransferase complex. NCBI's taxonomy places the organism in Eukaryota, Fungi, Ascomycota, Saccharomycetes, Saccharomycetales, Saccharomycetaceae. The transcript has a single exon. Bases 1 to 987 code for a protein of 328 amino acids.